Messenger RNA from Trichomonas vaginalis G3, 3675 nucleotides. RefSeq lists its product as uncharacterized. Lineage: Eukaryota; Parabasalia; Trichomonadida; Trichomonadidae. Bases 1 to 3675 code for a protein of 1224 amino acids. The record is from RefSeq and is a predicted model, not a curated record. The transcript has a single exon.
AUGAAUGAUGCUAUAAAAUCACUGAAAGACCUUGCAGAAAAGAAGAAUCUUUUCCCAGCAGAACGCAUCAUAUGUACAAAUGUUAUAAAUUUAGAAAAAUCAAUGAAAGAUUCUCUAACUGAAGAAAAUUCAAAAGAUUCAAUUAAUGCUCUUCAGUCAGUGCUUGAAAUCAACUCCGGAAACCUAAGUUUACAACUGUCAUGCAGAAUAGAACAUGGUAUGGCACUAAUUACAUCAAAAUUUCCUCAAAUAAAUUUGGAUGAAAUUAUUAAAAGCUUUAUAGCGAAACCAACACCGGCAAAAGUUUAUGUAAUAGGUAUGCUAUUUUACGAAAAUGCUGCUAAAUGCAUAGAUAUAAUUCCUGAUCUAAUGAAAAUAAAAAUGGAGGAAAAACAUCCAAUUUUUUAUGCAAUUGAAACAAUUUUCGCGAAAAACUUACCAGGAUUAGAGCCAUUUAUUAAAAAUGUUUUAGAAUAUUUAAAACAAAAUUCAAAUACAACAAAUGAAGCAGCACAGUUCUAUAUGGUUCAAUUGAUGAUGAAAAUAAUACGAAUUAAGCAAGAUACAGAGAACGAGCUCGUUGAAAUUGCGAAAAUAAUUAUGAAUAACGCAACAUCACGUUUUGUAAUUGAUUAUAUAUGCCGAUUACUCGCCUUUAUUGGAUGCUCGUCAUUAAGAGGCGGUACUAAGCCAGAAAGCAUGAAACACGCUUUAUAUUUCAUUUGUAUCUUUCCAAAUUACAUCCAUAAGACGUUCGGACACUUCUUCCAUUGUUUGAACAUCGAAUACAUACAAUAUCAUAUUGAAACUUUGACUAAUUUUGUUAUUGACUACUGUCCCUCCCAAUUUCCUUUACUUACAUGCGUUUUAAUGCCAGAGCAUCGUAAGAGUUUGUACACUUUCUUCGAAAACAACGAAAAUUUCAGAACAAACUUAGAAAUUUUCGAUACUCUCGCUUGGGAUGAGCAAACAUCAUUUAAUGUUGCUGGAUUCGCUUUCGAUAUGGUCUCCUCGAAGGAUGAAGCACAAAGAAUUAAAGGUUCGAACUAUUUUACAACAUUAUAUUCCCGAAAUCACGAUUUAGCCUACAGAUUCCUUCAGCACUCCCUAUUAUUCUUAGAGAUGCCACCAGAGGGAUUGCCUCAUCUCAAUAAGAAUAUAAUUGGCAAAGCUUUGGUCGCUGCAAAUAUCAUAUCAAGUACAGACAUCAAAGAUAACAUCAUUAGAGGUAGCGAGGAGCGAAUCACAGCAUUUCUAAAUCGCGCUCUUGAUGAAACAGAGAUCUUUGACGCUGAAUUUUCUGCAGCAUUUAUAUUAUUAAGCAGUUUACCAGAGAGAAUCAUACCAUUUGACUUGGUUUUUGAUGCCUUGAAGAGAUUCCGCCAGCUAUUUAAGGAUACUCCUUUCACAACUCCAAAGAUGAAAAAGAAAUCCAAAUUCGUAGGGGAAACAGUAGCUGUUUUCCUUGCAGCUCAUCCUUAUAUCACUAAAACAGACAAGACCUUUGAACUGAUGCUCAAUAAUCCUGAUUCUUUCUCAUCAAAAGUUAUUUCUUUGGCCGCCUUCUUGGCUUUCCCUAAGAUGCAGAGUGCUCCGUCAACACUAAAUAGAAUCGCAAACAAAUUGUUACCAGAAAUUCAAUCCAUACGACCAAAUGGAGAUUUCAUUCAAUAUCUUGUCCAAAAACCAAUGAUUACUAAGAUCGGAUUGAUAUUUGGAUCGCAAAUGAAAUUGCCCAAAUGGAGUUCUGCGUUUAUUUACUUGAACGAUGAAGAUUUCGAUAUCAGAAUCUCUCAAAAUUUUUCUGAAUUUGUCAACGCAAUUCCAAAAGAAAAUGUCACUUUUUAUAUAUCGUUCUUAACAAAAUCCGAAGGCCAAUUAGCGACAAACAUUGUAUUAAUCAACAAUUUAUUGAAAGACAAUGUUACAGCGAAGUUUUUACCAGAAAAUACUUUGGAUUAUUUGUUAGAUUCGAUAUCCAAAUUUGGAACAUCAAGGAAAGUCCAAAUCAUGUCGGAAAACGUUGCAAUGCUAUUGAAUCAUUACAACUAUCUCGACUAUUGCCUCGAACAAAGCCAGAAACUCUCUCAAAAACACAAAUGCUAUCUUUUUUCCGCAAUUUUUUCAUUGACGAAAACGAAUUUAACAAAUGAAAAACUGUAUCAAAUGAUGAUGGAAAUGAUAGCAUCUUCCAAGGUCAAAUCAAAUUCCCCUGUCGCUUUGAACGCAUUGAGUUAUUUGUUCACGGAACAUUUCACUGAAUUCACCGACCAAAAAUUUUCAUUCGACCAAUUAAUUUUUUUGAUCGAUUUAAUGAACACUAAUCUCAGUUUAGACCCAUAUAUAUUAUACCACAUGCAUGUAUUCUUUACCUCCUUGUUACAUACAUGUAUUGCGUCCUUGAAAACUAAUGACGAAUACUUGUUUUCUGUUCGUCAAAUUUUGUCAUUAUUUUCUUUGACGCAAAUUCCUUUUGCUCAUCAAAUUUACUACAGAACAAUUCGCUCUGUGUUGUCAAUAUGUCCUUCGCUUAUUGACGAAUAUAAAGAUGAGUACCCACACAUCGGAUUAAUGUCUGUUGCACAGUCUUUGAACGCAUGUGGUUUGUACAGUGAUUUGAUCUCUUUGAACAAAACUCCGAAAAAAUUUGAAUUAUAUUUGAAUAGAUUGCCUCAAAUAUUAUUGUUAUUGCAGUAUUCUAAUGACAGCAGAGCUUCUGAUUAUGUACUAAGUGUUGCGCACUUGUUUACAAGGUUGGAUUUCGAUGUUUCGAAGUUUAAUGAUUUCUUGAAUUUAAUUAAGAAAGUUUUGGUCGAAGGAAUCAUUCCAAACAUCGGACAUUCACUUGUAGGUGCUAAAAAUGAAGUUAAGAAGUGCAUUUUGGAAGUUUUGAAGAUUUUGACCAAAAAUUUGAAAUUUGAUCAAAAAGAAGAAACAUGGCAACGAGAUAUAACAAGCUGUGCCAUCAAUCCGAUCAUGAAUAGAGAACAGGAACAUUAUCCAGCUUGUUUUAGCGUUCUUUUGAACGUAAUUGAAAAAUUCGGAAUUGAAUCUAUCGAAAAGGAGCUUGCACAAGCUGCAGCAAGAGGUUUUAACUGUCUGGAUGACUCAAGCACUUUCCUGAAUAAGCUUUUACCUCUUUUCUUCGCUGAUUCUGAAAAACAUUUUGAAUAUCUCAAAAUUUAUUUCAACGGAAUCGAAAACAUGAUAUUGAUGACACCUCCUUUUAUGCAGACAUUUACUUUAAUUGUGCAAAAUCUUCAAAAUGAAAAGGUUUUGGCCGCAAUUAAAUCAAAUAUUCCGAAAUUUGUUACUUUUGUCAAAGAUUUCGUUGCAACAGCCAUGGAAAUCAUGGACAAGAAUAUCGAUAACAAUGCCCAAGUAGGAAUAUUCUUUACGGGAUGGUCCAAUUUCUUGGAAUCUUGUGUUUUGUUCCAAAAAUACACAAAUGUCGAAAUUAUCGACAAUUUAUCCGUAAUUUCAUUUUGCUGUGAUGAAAUUACGAGAUGUAAGAACCAAUGGAGAGUUGUUGGAGCUGUUAAUGGCUUAAAAUCCGUAUUUAAUAACUUCGAAAUCUCCGACCAAGAAUCGAUUUCCAAUUUACAAGAUACUCUAAAAUCAUCUGAAUCCAAAUUAUCAGAAGAUGAUCGUAAUAAUUUGAAGAAAUUUAUAUAA